AUGCGAGCUCCAGCACCAAAAAGGCACGACGUCGCCGUCAUCGGGAUAUCGUGCCACUUCCCGUGCGGAGCAGAUACAGCAGACCAAUUUUGGGACUUCAUCUGCAAUGGGCGCACUUUAUACUCCGAGGACAUCGAUGGGUCGGCGACGCAUGCUGUCCACAGUUAUGACAAGGAGAUCAACAUCGACUUGAUCCCCGGAGGACACACUACAAAACGACAUGUUGCCUCACUCGAUGCUAGCUUUUGCAACCUCUCCAACGCCGAGGCCGAGUCCAUGGAUCUCCAGCAACGGAUCAUCAUGGAAGCGACGUACGAGUCCAUAGAAAGCGCAGGCCUUGAGGUCGGCCAGCUCGCUGGCUCCCGAACCGGCGUUUUUAUUGGGAGUGUCACGAGUGAUUACCGCCAAAUGCCGCACCACCAUGCCGAGACGGUACCUCUCUACAACCUCACAGGCGCUAGCAACACGCCAACCUCUGACCACAUCUCGUGGUUUUUCGACCUCCGCGGGCCCAGCGUUACUACCAAUGCGACCUACUCGUCUAGUCUAGUAGCCUGUCAUCUCGCUUGCCAAAGCCUCUGGAGCGGCGAGUCGGAGAUUGCUAUUGUGGGCGGCACUAACCUGCUGCUGAACCCUGACAUGUUUCUAUGCUGCCACAACCGACAGGCCCUAGCCCCCAAGGACAAGCGCAAAAGCUUGGACGAGUCAAGGGGCGGCUACUCCAGAGGUGAUGGUGUUGGCGUUGUCAUCUUGAAACGCGUUGCUGACGCCGUCCGCGACGCUGAUCCAAUCCGCGCCGUGAUCCGCGGCAGCGGAUGCAAUCGAGAUGGCCAUACAAAGGAAUUUACCACCCCCGAUGUGGAGGCACAAACCUCCCUCAUUGUGGAAACGUACCACAGUGCAGGUCUUUCCCUUGCCGAGACGCGCUAUGUCGAGGCUCACGGGGCUCCCAUCUCGUUGGGCGACGCGCCUGAGAUGGAAGGCAUCGCGCGUGCAUUCAGCCCGCGCCGGGUGGCAUCAGACAAGCUUCUGGUUGGAUCGAUUAAGUCUAGCGUGGGACAUCUUGCAACUUGCGCUGGGCUGGCCUCGCUCAUCAAGAGUGUCUACAUCUUGGAAACGGGGGUGAUACCACCGACGCAAUGUGCCUGCGAUGUCAAACCCAAGGUCCGCUGCGAAGAAUGGCAUCUCAAAGUCCCAACAACAAAAGCACCUUGGCCAGCCGAAGGUCUGCGUCGGAUCAGUACCCAUGGCUUCGGAUAUGGCGGUACAAAUGCACAUCUGAUCCUGGACGACGCAGCCCACUAUCUCGAGGCACGGAACCUGAGAGGCCACCACUACACCCGCAUACGGCCUCAACCCCAGAGGCUUUCAACCUCGGCAGCCUACAGAGAAGAACCGAAAGUAAACCCGCCGCGGUUAUUUCUGUUCCAGGCAAGCAAUCGUGAGGGCCUGGGGCGACUGCGCGCGUCGUUGGCGCAGCAUCUCAGCCAGCGCCUAAAGUCAUGGCCAGAGGACUCGAGGGACAGUGCUGUACAUCUCCAAAAGAUAGCCUUUGCUCUCGCGAGCCGACGUUCUCAUAUCAAUUGGCGGACAUACGCUGUGGCCUCCACUCUAGAGGAGCUGCUCAAUGUGCUCAAGCACGGCGAAAGGGCAUGGGCGACUCCCGAGGUCCGCGGUGCGGCGACAUCCCUUCGACUCGGCUUCGUAUUUACCGGACAAGGUGCGCACUGGGCUCGCAUGGGACUUGAUCUCAUGGUUUACCCAGUGUUCCGCCAAAGCGUCGAGGAAUCUGAUCGUUUCCUGCGCGAGGCCCUCGGCUGUAGCUGGUCUGCCGUUGACGAGCUGGCAAAGCCGCAGACCGCGUCCCGUCUCGCCGAGGCAGCCUACAGCCAGACCCUCUGUACUGUGCUUCAGAUUGCCGUCGUCGACUUGCUGGAGGAUUGGAAUAUAUCUCCCACGCGUGUAGUCGGGCACUCGAGCGGCGAAAUCGCUGCUGCUUACUGCUUGGGGGCCCUGACCAAGCACGACGGCCUCAGGGUUGCCUACUACCGCGGAAUCCUGUCCUCAGAGAUGCGGCAAUCACAGCAGGAUCAGCGAGGAGCCAUGUUGGCCAUAGGGGCUUCCCGUGGGAGGGUAGAGGAAUGGCUGGCGCAGCUGACCCGGGGAAAGGUCGUCGUCGCCUGCAUUAACUCGCCGACGAGUGUCACGGCAUCUGGUGACGAAGAGGGCAAUGACGAACUUCUUUCAAUGGUGCAGCGGGCCGGCGUGUUUGGUCGCAAGCUGCAGGUGAAUGUGGCAUAUCAUUGUCACCACAUGGAGUCGCUUUCUACUGCAUACGCUGAGCUUCUAAAGCAACUUGAGCCGCUCCAAGCGCGCAAGGGACGUGCCAUGCACUCGAGCGUCUUGGGCGGCGUAAUCGAAGCUGCGGAACUCGGUGCUGCCUACUGGGUGCGCAACCUGGUCUCCCUGGUACGCUUCUCCGAAGCCGUCUCGAGCCUCAUUUCCCACGAGGACAGGCCAGCAGUGGAUGUGCUCGUCGAGAUCGGACCACACCCUGCGCUCAAGGGACCCGUCCAGGAGAUACUACAUGCUCAGGGUGUGUCCGCGGUCAAGUACAUGUGUGUCAUAUCUCGCGGACGCGGAGGAGGCGUCAAGUCGGCUUUGACGUUGGCUGGCGAGCUUGUCCUCUCGAAUGUCCCCGUUGAAAUAGGUCACGUAAACCUCGACACCGAUCUGCCACCGAGUCUGCUCAUGGAUCUGCCCCCAUGCCUCUGGAACUGCUCUGCCAGAUCCAGGGCCAAGAACCGUCUCUCCAAAGACUACCGGCUGCGCAGGCACGCCCACCUGCCACUGCUUAGAAAUUCGCGUCUCACUACAUGCGGCAGCGAGAGAUGUUGGCGUGGCGUGGUGACGCUGCAGGACUCGCCCUGGAUCCGGGACCAUCAGAUUCAGGGGUCUAUUCUGUAUCCCAGCACCGUAUUUUUGACUAUGGCCAUUGAAGCUGCGUCAAAUAAAGCAAACGAAAAUCGGAAAAUGAGCGCCCUCCGAGUGACAGGUGUACACUUCGACGAUGCGUUGAUGGUGACCGAGGACAGCACAACCGAGGCAAUUUUGCGACUCAGGACGUUACCCCUCCCAGCGGCUAGCAGCCAAUCGCCCUGGAUGGAGUUCACCGUCAGCUCAUCUAUUGAAGGAGGUGUCUUGCGUCAGAAUUGCGCUGGCCUGAUCAUGAUCGAGUAUGAAAUUGACGCAGACCCGUUUGUGGACAGCGGACGUACCUUGGAGUCGGACAUGGUUCGUGAUGGGUACAAGAAAACAGACUCAUCGUGCCGGCAAUCAGUCGAAUUGGGCAAACUCUACUCACGUCUUGCACCUCUCGGUCCUGACUAUGGGACAACCUUUGCAAACAUGACAGAGAUUCGAAAGACAGGCGAGGGCCAGUGUAUUGGCACUGUCCGCCUGGUACCACCGGCACAUGAGAGCCACCCUCGUUUAAUUCAUCCAGGAACGCUGGAUGCUGUGUUCCAACUUGCGUUUGCUGCGCUCGAAGACUCUUUGCUUCUGGGGCCCAUGGUCCCAAGUAAAAUUGACGAGGUAGUCAUUGCAGCAGAAAUACCAAACAGUCUAGGCGCUCUGCUUCACGGAGUCCCGCAGUCCUCCCUCCAUGACCCCCGGGAGCUCGUCUCCGACAUUGACAUGCUGGAUGACGAGAGUAGUAGGGUAGUUGUGCAGAUCAAGGGGCUCCGUUGGGCUGACGUUUCCGGCGGUCGCAUAACCCCGGCAGCAGCGGCGUCGUCAGAGACUCGACCCAUCGGCUUCCGCGUCGAACGGAAACCGGCAGCCGAUUUGCUAGCCGGGGAGCAGCUGCAGACAUAUGUUGGCCGUCUCGCCGAGCAAGGGGAUGUCCCAAACCUCGCUCGUGCCGCGACACUGAAUAAUCAUGUUGGCCGCCUGGCCACAUGCCGGUCCGCCCAGGCAGCGGGCAUAAGCACACCGUUCUACUUCGAUGACCCCCGGUUCUCGAUCCUUGCGCAGCCACGCGACUCGGACGUUGCGUCGUCGUCCACAUCGGACGCUGGCGAUGGCAGUGCCGGCGAGGUCUCUGUCCGAACGCAGCUCUCUCAAGCUCAGUCGGUAGCUGAAGCAGUCGCCGCCAUUCAGGCUGCGCUCCUCGAGCGCGUGGCACGAACCCUUCAGAUCGCCCUUCUGGACAUCGAUCCAUCCAAGCCACUCCACUCUUACGGGGUUGAUUCUUUGGUGGCUGUGGAAACUGUCAAGUGGACGAUCAAGACGCUCGACGCGAAGCUGACAGUGUUCGAUCUUCUGUCCAAUGAGCCCGUCACAGCUUUGUGCGAGAAGAUUGCGUCUAUAUCUACUUUGGUCAAGUUGACUAGUUGA
Messenger RNA from Metarhizium album ARSEF 1941, 4398 nucleotides. Its product is annotated as Beta-ketoacyl synthase. Lineage: Eukaryota; Fungi; Ascomycota; Sordariomycetes; Hypocreales; Clavicipitaceae. The record is from RefSeq and is a predicted model, not a curated record. The transcript has 2 exons. Gene Ontology annotation, biological process: secondary metabolite biosynthetic process; fatty acid biosynthetic process. The coding region runs from base 1 to 4398 and encodes 1465 amino acids. Gene Ontology annotation, molecular function: phosphopantetheine binding; fatty acid synthase activity.